AUGACUGGAAAGGAUCGUCAAUUUCUACAUGCAGUCUGCUUCGUGUCUUCAUUAUUAAUUCUGAUUUCUACCAGUUUUGUCGGCAAAUUAUACAACGAUGUCAGUUUACUGCACGAUGAUUUGCUACUUGAUGUCAGUGAGUUCAGAGUUACAGCAGAUAAUGCAUGGGUUGCCAUAAUGGAUUCAAUAGGUGCGAAGCCGUACUUUCAGCAGUCCGAACGUGAGAAGAGACAAACUGGAACGACAGAUUGCAAAUGUGCUCGUCAGCCAAACACAUGUCCACCGGGCCCCGCUGGUCCUCCAGGAACUCCAGGAUUGGGUGGUGAAGAUGGCGCACCAGGUGUAGCUGGAACUCCCGGUAUAGACGGAAUUGCAAUUGCUCCAAAGCAGAAGAAUAGCGAUUUGCUUUGCUACGUGUGCCCACCAGGUCCACCUGGUGUUCUUGGUCCUUUGGGUCCUCAGGGAUUUCCCGGAGCAAGUGGACUUGAGGGACUGCCUGGUGUACCAGGACGAGAUGGACCACAGGGCUUUUAUGGGCCACCAGGUGAUGCCGGCGUUGAAGGAGUUCGUGGAAUUAUUGGUUACAAGGGACUACCAGGUAGAAAUGCCUCAAGAAGUUCUGGAGGUUUAAGUGGGCAACCAGGCCUACCAGGAGUAGAAGGUGCCCUUGGCGCGAGGGGUGCGCCAGGACCGCCAGGAAAACCCGGUCUACCAGGAGUGCAAGGGCCACAGGGACGUACUGGUGUGCCAGGCCAGAAUGGCGAAGUUGGAGAACAGGGUGAACGAGGCGUAGAUGGUCUUGAUGCUGGAUACUGUCAAUGUCCUCCACGAACGUAUGUAGAGGUAAUUCCCAGUUCAGUAAUAGUGGAAAGAAACGUGAAAAGAACAAAAGCUCUUUGA
Molecule: messenger RNA, 900 nt
Organism: Strongylus vulgaris
Lineage: Eukaryota; Metazoa; Nematoda; Chromadorea; Rhabditida; Strongylidae
Source: the annotation of a GenBank genome assembly